CGGGUCAUUAAUGGUGAAUUGGUUCCAUACGAGAAAGGCCAGGUACCGAAAAAGUUGGAAGGCACCGGUGAUGCCUAUGGACAGUUGAUAUUUGCAAAGCCAUCAAGUGAAAUGACCACCGGAACAAGUCGUCGCCGGAGUAUUGGCCCCUUUACAACGGCCGACAAUUUCCCCCUUGAUGAGUCCAAUUCCAAAAGCUUUGGACCGUUUAGUGUGGAAGACAAUCUGCGAUCGAGCAUAAGAGUCAACGAUGCAGAACCGAUUCGAUUCCCCACAAAUAUUGGACCGUUUUCACGUGCCGAUAAUGCACGUCUCUCGAAUGCCAAAUUGAUUGACUAUAUUAAGAAAAUCAAUGAUCAGGAAAGCAAAAAACAUUACUACGCAGCUAGAACUCCAAACAAGGAGAUCUUUGCCGAACAGCCGAAGAUCCAACGAAGGAUGCUUCAAAAUCCAGGCAAUCCCGUUUAUCCAGUUUCGAAAAUGUAUUCCGUCCCCGGAUCAAAUCAGCUUCAAAGUGAGCUGGAAGAUUCCCGGAAGCCAGUACUUCAGUAUGCUCACCCCGAGUUGGGAGUUCAGCCAGCCAAAUUUGUACCUCCGGAGAGUAAGCCAACUCCGAAAGCCACGAAGAAAAUAAUUAAUGUCGAGUACAGUAAACAUAAUGACCACUCUCCAUUUGCCAUUGAGCCGGCCAUGUUGGGUAAGGAUUAUUACGACGCUCCACCAGGUAUCAAGUUUUCCCCCAAGAACCCUUAUGACGAACUGUACCAACCCGCCAAGAAGAUGCCCGCUACUUAUCCUUACAACUAUGGUUUUAUUCGCCGUGUUAGGCCGGAACGCCCUUUCUGGGUAAAGAUAACCGAACAAGUAAAGGACAGCUUUCAAAAUGGGAUCCAUUCGAUGCAAGAAUUCGCCAAACCCGUGCUCGAUCCAAUCGUCGAAGCCGGACAAAAGAUCUCUAAAAAUCUGGGAUUUGCUAAGCGGCCUAAUGAAGCUAAGGACAAAGCUGAUCUGGUGGUGGCAUCAGGUACAAAUUCAAUUGUUCUCCCGGCUCUAGGAGUUUUGGCUGGAGGUGCUGCCCUGGGUUUGGGUGCUCUUACUGUGGGCCGUUUUUUUGACAUGGACCUCCUGAGGAGAUCCGGUGAACAAUUGGUAAUGGAAUUGGAUGAUCUAGAACACAAACGAGCCAUGGAGGGUAUCCAUACUCAUCCGGAAAAUUACUACCUAGUUGUGCCCUCAACGGCCAUCACUCGAAUGGAACCCGUGGAUCAACCCAUUUCCCGGACAAAGCGAGCAAAACGGGCAGCCAAUCCUACGCACCUGGAGAACACGAUUCUCGAUAACGAAAUCUACCGGAACGAUCGAUUUGACGAUCAGGGUGAUGUGAUCGAGAUCAUCGACCUAAAGCGGGCCGACGAUAGCGGCGAGCUAAGUAUCGAUUAUGACGACGACAGUAUCCAAUCGAUUAGCGGCAACAGCAACGGAGGAUUACGCAACCGGAGAAAGCGCGCCAUCGGUGCGUACGACGACAGCUUUGGCCAGACGUUGCAGGACGUGGAACGGGAUCUUCCUCGGCCGGGACGAGUGGGAUUCGAACAGCAGCUCCGGCAAACCGACUGGAAGAACCCAUCCUGCGCCAAGCGAACCUUCUGCCAGGUGAUGGUCCAGCAAGGUGCUGACGAUGUUGUGCUGAUGGAGAAGAAAAUGUACACCAUGCUGGAGAUGAUGCACCCAACGCUGGGAGCGAGCUUAACCGAUCACCUUUCCGAAGUAACCGACGCCAUCCGACAGCAAGAUUGUAACCGAUUCGUGUGUCUUCAGCGGUCGUAGAACAAGCUGAAUGAUGUACUCAAUUAUUGUUUUAUUUGAAUGGUUCUUGAAUAUUUAAGUUCACCUAGGAAAAUGUCUACGAAUACUAAAGAUUGAUUUGAAUGAAAAGAUGAAAAAAAAAAACUUUCCGUCAUAAUUCUGCAUCCAGAUAAACUCUGCUAUUCGAUCAUUAUUUCAGGCAGAAAAUAAUUCGACAUUCAAAAACGUACACACAAACACAUUCAGAAUUGUUCACGCACCAACCCACAUUAAUGUAUUGAAAUGCCAAAGGAUGAUUAGGAAGCGGGAAGGGAAAAACGAAAUUGUGUUAACUUUUCUGUAGGUUGAGACAGUAUCAUUAGUAAGUGCCUUUAGAUAGAAUUAUUUGUAUUGCGGAGGAGUUCGACGAACCAUAAUUUAUGAAGAAAAAAACUAACCAACGACCAACCAGUGUUGUUCCACGGUUCCGCAACUACAUCCGGGACAGCGUGAGGGCGAAUCUCGCAUAUUUAUUUUGAUUUUAUUUAAAUUAUAUUAAAUACGACUAUUUAAAUCCUAAUUUAUUCGCAGCCCACAGGAUGGAGGAGGAAAAGCAGGAGGAACGUGUUAUUAUUUUAGGAACCGUGAAAAUGUCAUUUAGCACACAUACCUAAUAGUUUGUCACACGAAUCGACGCUGACGAAAACGAGCAAUUUAGUAUAAACAGACGAAUUUCAGAAAUCAGACUUUAAGAUCUAACAGAUUAUGAUAUCCAUAGAUUUUGAACGUUAGAUAGUAAUUCCUAAGUUAGAUAAGUGAUGCGGAAGGUGUGCUGAAGGAAAAAAUUGUUCGAAAAUAGGAGAGGUGAAUUGCUGAGGUUUGUAUGCAGCAAUGUAGAAUCAUUAAGAUGAAAAUAUUGUAACAUUUUGAGAAUGUAUAA
This is a messenger RNA of Uranotaenia lowii, 2725 nucleotides long. RefSeq lists its product as uncharacterized. The record is from RefSeq and is a predicted model, not a curated record. Bases 112 to 1827 code for a protein of 571 amino acids. The transcript is spliced from 2 exons. Lineage: Eukaryota; Metazoa; Arthropoda; Insecta; Diptera; Culicidae.